UGUGAGCAAAACUCGUGUAUGACACAAGCAAAACGCAACACCUCAGAAUAAAAGACAAUACUUCUAGCUCAAAACGUCACGUUUUACAUUGUCAAAAUAUGUUUUGAUCUAACGUGGAAUUCAAUGCAAAGAUGGCAAAAGCUAGACCAACAAAUUCACGCAAAAGGCUAAAGAAAAUCACAAGCAAGAACGUGUAACAUAACACAAGCAAAUGUUAUCUUCCUCCUUUAAUUUCUAUAGUAAUCAAAGUUGUCAUUUAAUGAUUCAAAUUCUAAAAUCUCAAUUUGCUUACAAAUUCACAAUAUCUAGGCUUGUCAAACUUAGAAUUUCUCCAAUCAUAUAUUAACCUCCUUAACAAAAAAACAAAACAAAAAAAAAAAAAAAAAAAAAAAAAAAAAAAAAAAAAAGAAAACCAUCCUAGAGGACUAGAGGCUAGCUAGUGUACGUACCAACAUUGGAAUGCCAACGAAAUUAAUCGGAUAGUGUUGAUGAUUACACGUUGAAACGGAGACAAUGAUGACAAUGACAAGAUUGACAACUUGUUUUGGCGGAGUUCAUCAAGGGUUCAUCAAUGAUGACAAUGGCUAGAAAUUGGUACAAACAAUCGACGAGGGUGGUGGCAUAGAGACUUCCAAGGGUGUAAUAUGUUGAGAACUUGAGAUAUUGUAACAUUGGUAAGGGGCAUUGUGGUGUUAUGCUAAGGAAGAACCUUUAUGUUAAAGCUACAAUUGGUAUUGGUAUUAGUGGUGACUACCAUGAUGAUGAAGGAUUAAAUGGAGUGGUAGAUGGAAUGAUUAAUGGGAGAGGUGAUAGCAACAGAAUUGUUGCUGAACAACAUGAACAUUGGUUGCAUAAUUCCGUUACCGAGAUUGUGAAGAACGUCGGUGAAGCACCAUUGUUAGUGCAUAUCUACACAGAAAAUGGGCCCAAAAAAACUUCUAAAUUAUCAUCAUCAUCAACCACCAAUGUGAAAUUUGUAAUAGAGAAACGACGUCGUUUGAUAGUUGGACAAAGAUCAAACAUAGGUGGGAGAACAGUGGUUAUAGUACUAUUCCUAAUGGUAUUAUCUUGGUUGAAGAACUUGAGUUUAAAACUACCAAACAAGAAUAUCAAGACAAAUUUUGGUGCUCGGAUUCUUCUUCAGCUAGUAAUAGUGAUAAUAUUUAUAAGGAUAAUUUUAAUGAGGGAUCAAUUAUGGUAUCUUCUUCUUCUGCAACAAGAUUGUGGGGUGUACUUGUUCAAGGCAAAGGGGUCAAUUUUCAUUCUUGUUACCUUUUGA
This is a messenger RNA of Chenopodium quinoa (quinoa), 1279 nucleotides long. RefSeq lists its product as uncharacterized. The record is from RefSeq and is a predicted model, not a curated record. Lineage: Eukaryota; Viridiplantae; Streptophyta; Magnoliopsida; Caryophyllales; Amaranthaceae. The transcript is spliced from 2 exons. Bases 695 to 1279 code for a protein of 194 amino acids.